UAGUCUCUUCCUCUGCGCCUUAUCCGCCCCAGCCCGAACUGGCUCAAGUGGUACCGGGUCCGAGGGCCCCGGGCCGAGCGUCUGUGCCGAUCACGGCCUGUAUGAGGGGACUUAGGGAUUCGGGGCCGGGAGCUAUGUGGUAGGACGGCUGCGGCGGAGGCCUGAGCUCCUGGAGAUCAGGAGCAACCAUUAAGAAAGGAAGAAUGCAGAAAUCUGAGAGUCAUGGAAGCCUUCAGAUGAGAAACAGAGUGACAGGGACCUAUGAACAAAGAACACCAUCAGGUUCCAAAGUACAACAUAGAUCUGUGGUACACCAAAACAAGUCAUUACCUUCCAGCAAUUCUCCAGAUCUUGUAAGGAAACCUCACCCUCGGCCAAGUGAUAAACUUAAUCCUAAAACUAUUGACCCGUUUAGUGAUCAGCCACGCGCCCCUUCUGCUUUUGCUGCUAUUUACUCCAAAGGAGGUAUUCCUUGCAGGUUGGUACAUGGUUCAGUAAAACACAAAUUACAGUGGGACUGUCUUCCUGAAACUCUUCCAUUUGAUCCUCUUCUUAUUACUUUAGCAGAGGGUCUAAGAGAGACUAAACAUCCAUAUACAUUUGUAUCAAAAGAAGGUUUUAAAGAAUUACUUUUGGUUGAAGGUGCUGCUGAAAAAACUGUGCCCUUGCUACCUAGACUGGUUCCUGUCUUGAAGGCAGCUCUGACCCAUUCAGAUGGUGAAGUGUUUGGAAGGGGAUUGAAUGCUUUAGUACAGUUGAGUGGUGUAGUUGGGCCUUCGCUAAAUGAUCAUCUGAAGCAUUUGCUUACAAGUCUUUCCAAAAGACUAAUGGAUAAGAAAUUCAAAGAGUCAAUCACUACUGCUUUACAAAAGCUAGAACAACAUGGUGGAAGUGGCAGCCUGAUGAUUAUCAAAGCUAAAAUUCCAACCUAUUGUUCCAUCUGCUCUUAAACCAGAGGAAUGAUAAAGCCAUUUGACUAAGUGGUGAGAGAUGUCAGAAGCUUAUGAUGAACAUUGUAGGAUCCCUUUUGAACAUGUUUCUUUUUUUUUUAUCACAGCUACUGAUUUGUUAUUUAUGUGAUAAAAAUUAAUACACAAAGUUGAUUCCACUGAAUCAUAGUAAAUAAGCAUUUAUCAGCAUGGGAAAAUGUUUAAUUAUGGAAAACUGUUGAAAGGACUUCUAUAGUGCAAUUUUGUGGGGUUUGUCAAUUUUUUUUCUUACUACAUUUGGUCUGUAUUAAGGACCACAGUUUUGUUUACAGUUUAAGCUCUGAUAUUUAUAUUUUAAUGCCUUUUAGUUAUAGUAUCACUUAAGUGAUUGCAUUAAUUUUUCUUAAUUACUGUCAUAUUUUGUAGGGUUUUUAGACCUAUCAUAGAAAUUAGUAAGAAUGGUCAAACUGUUUAGUAACUCACUGAUAAAUUAUUGCUUAUGAACAGGUUUUUUUAUGAUGUGCAAUGCUUGGUAAAAACAUCCAGAACAUUUCAAAAUAUGAAUUUUUCAAUAGUGUAAAAUUCUGUUGUGUUAAAACAUAUAAAUUAUUAUUUUACUAUAACUUGCUAAAACUAUACAUGAGUUUAGAUGUGUAAUAUAUAAGUAAAUGUUAUUUUUUAUAUUUUCUAAAAGAAAGGUGACUUGCAAAUUGGGAUAUUUAAGAAUUCAACUCUUGAAAUUCCAAAUUGUAUUCACAAAAUUUUUAGUGUUAACUUAUUAACCCU
This is a messenger RNA of Vombatus ursinus (common wombat), 1715 nucleotides long. It is a transcript of the gene PACRGL, whose product is annotated as parkin coregulated like. The record is from RefSeq and is a predicted model, not a curated record. The transcript is spliced from 9 exons. Lineage: Eukaryota; Metazoa; Chordata; Mammalia; Diprotodontia; Vombatidae. The coding region runs from base 204 to 950 and encodes 248 amino acids.